This is a messenger RNA of Heterobilharzia americana, 1065 nucleotides long. The record is from the annotation of a GenBank genome assembly. NCBI's taxonomy places the organism in Eukaryota, Metazoa, Platyhelminthes, Trematoda, Strigeidida, Schistosomatidae.
AUGAUGGAAGGUAUUUGGAUGUUACUCAAAGUAUGGUUUAAAAUUGAUUUAAGAGAUUAUAACGAUUGGUUGUGUAUAUUUCAUACAAGUUUAUCAAACUAUUUUUUAUAUUUCUCAGCAUAUAUGCAAAGCAUUUUAUCAAUUCAGCGUUGCUAUGUUGUUUUACGUCCAUUGAGAGUAAAAUCAAAAUCUUUAUCAUUAUCGAGAUUAUUGAUAUACCAAGGAGUGAUAUCAUCAUUACUCAUAUUACCGAUUCUCCCAUACCCACUUUAUUGGAGAGUUAUAGACGGGGAUUGUGAUCCUGUGAAUGAAAAACUAUUUCGUCUCACAACAUUAUGCGACUUAUUGAUAUGGGGAUUUAUACCUGUAUUUGUCAUGACAACAUGUACUGGUAUUAUUUUCCGUAAUUUAUUCAUAAGACACAAGUUUGUCAAGUCGACUUUUCAGAAAAAUAUCAAAAUGAGCAAUAAUCAAAGUUCUUGGUCGUACACCAGUACCAGUACCAGUAAUUUAUGUAAACAUAGUUAUCAGUCGGAGUAUGCAAGUCAUAUGAAAACAUUGAGCCAUUCAGAAAAUCUAUUAUUAUGUCAAGAAACUGUAUUUAAUUCAUCUGAUCAUAGGACUAGUUUUAUAAAUGAUAUUAGACUACCUCCUGAUGUAAAUCAACGUCGAUACAUCUCACAAGAUAGUAAUACACGUAUAACACCUCUUUUAAUAUGUAUGAAUCUUGUUUAUAUGGCGAGUGUAUGCCCACUACUUAUCUACUUUCUUUGUUUAAACUUCAUUUUUAAAAGCAUUGAUAGUGAUACGCAUAGAUUUUUCUAUUACUUAUUUCGAAGUUUUUGUUUACUAAAUACAUGCACCAACUGGAUAUUUUAUUGUGUUGCUGGUAAAAUGUUUCGUGAUAAGACUAAACAAUUACUGAUAUCAUUGUGUCAUACACGAAAAAAUUCAACCCAUAUUGAUGAAAAUGGCUAUUUAAUAAUUAGAUAUAAUAAUAAAAGUAGAUGUUCAAUAUCCAAUGUGACAAGGAUAAGUACAAAACUUUCACAGUCAAUAAACUAA